CGGCCACGCCCCCGGCGGAAGCCGGAAGCGGAAGCGCCCGCGGAGGGGCGGUGGGGCAGUCCGGGCCGGCGGACGCGAUGGGGCGCGGCGGCGGCACCUUCGAGCGGCUCCUCGAUAAAGCCACGAGCCAGCUUCUGCUGGAGACAGACUGGGAAUCCAUCCUGCAGAUCUGCGACAUGAUCCGCCAGGGAGACACCCAAGCAAAAUAUGCUGUCAAUGCCAUCAAGAAGAAAGUCAAUGACAAGAAUCCCCACGUGGCACUCUAUGCACUGGAGGUCAUGGAGUCGGUGGUUAAAAACUGUGGCCAAACAGUCCAUGACGAGGUGGCCAAUAAACAGACUAUGGAGGAACUGAAGGAAAUACUCAAGAGGCAAGUGGAGACAAGUGUCCGCAGUAAGAUCCUGUACCUUAUCCAGGCCUGGGCUCACGCCUUCCGCAAUGAGCCCAAGUACAAGGUGGUGCAGGACACCUAUCAGAUAAUGAAGGUUGAAGGCCAUGUGUUCCCAGAGUUCAAGGAGAGCGAUGCCAUGUUCGCUGCAGAAAGGGCUCCGGACUGGGUCGAUGCUGAGGAGUGUCACCGAUGUCGAGUGCAGUUUGGCGUUAUGACGCGGAAGCAUCACUGCAGGGCCUGUGGGCAGAUCUUCUGUGGCAAAUGCUCCUCCAAGUAUUCCACCAUCCCCAAGUUUGGGAUUGAGAAGGAAGUGAGAGUCUGCGAGCCCUGUUACGAGCAUCUGAACAAGAAAGCUGAGGGUAAAGCUGCUGCCACCUCCGAACUGCCCCCAGAGUACCUGACCAGCCCCCUCUCUCAGCAGUCCCAGCUGCCCCCAAAGCGUGACGAGACGGCUCUGCAAGAGGAGGAAGAGCUCCAGCUAGCUAUUGCCUUGUCUCAGUCAGAGGCCGAGGAAAAGGAGAGAAUGAGGCAGAAAACAACCUACUCCAUGUACCCGAAGGCUGAGCCCACACCCGUCACAUCAUCAGCUCCCCCGGUCAGCACACUCUAUUCCCCACCUGUGAAUUCCUCUGCUCCCCUGGCUGAGGACAUUGACCCGGAGCUGGCUCGGUACCUGAACCGCAACUACUGGGAGAAGAAACAAGAGGAAGUUCGCAAGAGCCCCACCCCGUCAGCACCUCUGUCCCUCUCAGAGCCCGCCGCUCAGCCUGGGGAAGCCCACCCUGCCCCGCUCAGUGUUGUUGAGCAGCAGUACCAGAACGGCGAGUCCGAGGAGAACCACGAGCAGUUCCUGAAGGCGCUGCAGAAUGCGGUCACCACGUUUGUCAACCGCAUGAAGAGCAACCACAUGCGGGGCCGCAGCAUCACCAAUGACUCCGCUGUGCUGUCCCUCUUCCAGUCCAUCAACAACAUGCACCCCCAGCUGCUGGAGCUGCUCAACCAGCUGGACGAGCGCAGGCUGUACUACGAAGGCCUGCAGGACAAACUGGCCCAGAUCCGGGAUGCGCGUGGGGCUCUGAACGCGCUGCGGGAGGAGCACCGGGAGAAGCUGCGCCGUGCAGCUGAGGAAGCGGAGCGCCAGCGCCAGAUCCAGCUGGCCCAGAAGCUGGAGAUCAUGAGGCAGAAGAAGCAGGAGUACCUGGAGAUGCAGCGUCAGUUGGCCAUCCAGCGCCUGCAGGAGCAGGAGAAGGAGAGGCAGAUGCGCCUGGAGCAGCAAAAGCAGACCAUCCAGAUGAGAGCCCAGAUGCCAGCCUUCUCGCUGCCUUAUGCCCAACUCCAGGCCAUGCCCGCAGCCAGUGGGGUGAUCUACCAGCCCUCUGGGCCCACCAGCUUCCCCGGCACCUUCAGCCCGGCGGGCUCCGUGGAGGGCUCUCCCAUGCACAGCGUGUACAUGAACCAGGCAGCACAAGGGGGCACGGGGCCGUACACCGCGAUGCCCGUCGCGGGGACAGAUCCCAGCAUGGUGAACGCCUACAUGUACCAGCCCGGGGCCGGCGGCGGGCAGGCGGCUCAGCAGGGGCAGGCAGUGCCCACCACCACACCGGCGUACUCGUCCUACCAGCCAACUCCGACGCAGGGCUACCAGAGUGCAGCCUCACAGUCGCAGAGCAUCCCGGCCAUCUCCCAGGCCCCCCAGUCGGGCGCCAUGGGCUACAUGGGCAGCCAGUCGGUCUCCAUGGGCUACCAGCCCUACAGCAUGCAGGGCCUCAUGUCCACCCUGCCGGGCCAGGAAGCCGCGCUGAGCAGCCUGCCUGCCCAGCAAACGUACCUGCCUGGGCAGCAGCCCCUCUACCAGCAGAUGGCACCCGCCGCAGGGCCCCCCCAGCAGCCGCCGCCGCAGCCGGCGCCCACCCCGGCGCAGCCGCCCCAGGGCAGCGGCGAGGCCCAGCUCAUCUCCUUCGACUGACGGCGGCCUGGCCGGGCGCGGGGGGUCCCGCGUAACCCUGCUCCUCACCCCGCAUCCCUCGUGUCCUUCACCUCCUCCCCCCGCCCCCGCCCCGGGGCUGCGGGCGCGCUCG
Molecule: messenger RNA, 2469 nt
Organism: Tyto alba (common barn owl)
Lineage: Eukaryota; Metazoa; Chordata; Aves; Strigiformes; Tytonidae
Gene: HGS
Product: hepatocyte growth factor-regulated tyrosine kinase substrate
Exons: 21
Coding region: 78-2357 (759 amino acids)
Molecular function (GO): phosphatidylinositol binding; metal ion binding; ubiquitin binding
Source: RefSeq, a predicted model, not a curated record